AUGGCUCAUUCUCCUCACGGUGGUGUUCUUAAAGAUUUACAUAUUCGAGAUGCUUACAAACAUGAUGAAUUGCUUCUUGAAUCUGAAAAUUUACCUUCUAUUGUGUUGACUGACCGUCAACUAUGUGAUUUAGAGCUUAUCAUGAACGGUGGUUUCUCUCCUUUGGAAGGAUUUAUGAACCAAUCUGACUACCAAAGUGUUGUAAACGAUCUUCGACUAACAAAUGGUUGUCUGUUUUCGAUUCCUAUCACUUUGGAUGUCUCAGAAUCAGAUAUUAAUGCAUUGGAUUUUGCUCCAAAUAAGCGUGUAGUAUUGCGUGAUCCUCGAGAUGAUGCAAAACUAGCCAUUUUAACCAUUCAAGAUAUUUAUCGACCAAAUAAAAUUGAGGAAGCCAUAAAGGUUUUCGGAGACAAUGAUCUUGCUCAUCCUAGUGUAAAAUAUCUUCACAACAAUGUUAAGGAAUACUAUGUUGGUGGAAAUGUUGAAGCGAUCCAAGCUCCUACUCAUUAUGACUAUAUAUCUCAUAGAUUUACACCAGCUGAACUUAGAGCUCAUUUCAAAAAACUUAAUUGGACACGUGUUGUAGCUUUCCAAACUCGGAACCCAAUGCAUCGCGCUCAUCGUGAAUUAACUGUUAGGGCUGCGAGAAUUCGACAAGCAAAUGUUCUCAUUCAUCCAGUAGUCGGUUUAACCAAACCUGGUGAUAUCGAUCAUUAUACGAGAGUUCGUGUAUAUCAAGCUCUUAUGCCAAAAUAUCCUAACGGAAUGGCUACUCUUGGCUUAUUACCUUUAGCAAUGAGAAUGGGCGGUCCGAGAGAAGCUCUUUGGCAUGCAAUUAUCAGAAAAAAUUUUGGUGCUACGCAUUUUAUUAUUGGUAGAGAUCAUGCUGGUCCUGGAAAGAAUUCGAAAGGCGUGGAUUUUUAUGGUCCUUACGAUGCACAGGUACUCGUUGGAAAAUACAAAGAUGAAUUACAAAUUGAAGUUGUACCAUUCCAAAUGAUGUCUUAUAUUCCUGAUUCUGAUGAAUAUAUGCCAAUUGAUGAAAUACCAAAAGGUACUCAAACAUUAAACAUUUCGGGCACUGAAUUACGAAGGCGUCUUAGAGGUGGCCUUCAUAUUCCAGGAUGGUUUUCAUAUCCUGAAGUUGUAAAAGUACUUCAAGAAACACAUCCUCCAAGAUCCAAACAAGGCUUUACUUUGUUCUUUACUGGCUAUUAUAAUUCUGGUAAAGAUUUAAUUGCUAAAGCUUUACAAGUUAUACUUAAUCAACAAGGUGGAAGAUCAGUAAGUUUGUUAUUGGGUGAAAUCGUGCGUAGCGAACUUUCGUCUGAAUUGGGCUUCUCUAGAAAAGCUCGAGAUCAAAAUAUCGCUCGUAUAGGGUUUGUCUCUGCAGAACUUACAAAAGCCGGUGCUGCUGUUAUUGCUGCGCCGAUCGCUCCGUUUGCAGAUGCACGAGCUCAUGCAAGACAAACGAUAGAACAGUAUGGUGGGUUCUAUUUGAUUCAUGUUAAUUCACCUCUAGAAUACUGUAUUUCAAAUGAUAGAAAAGGUAUCUACAAGAAAGCACAAUCUGGAGAGAUUAAAGGUUUUACGGGUGUUGAUGACCCAUAUGAAAUACCAACAGAUGCAGACAUUGUAGUUGAUCCAAGCGAACAAAGUAUUAGUGAUAUUUGUCACCAAAUAGUCUUGUUGCUUGAAAAGGAUGGUUAUAUAGGUGAAAGAUAA
Molecule: messenger RNA, 1725 nt
Organism: Cetraspora pellucida
Lineage: Eukaryota; Fungi; Glomeromycota; Glomeromycetes; Diversisporales; Gigasporaceae
Source: the annotation of a GenBank genome assembly